Molecule: messenger RNA, 1299 nt
Organism: Lizanozyma spartinae
Lineage: Eukaryota; Fungi; Ascomycota; Pichiomycetes; Serinales; Debaryomycetaceae
Product: GPI-anchor transamidase subunit
Exons: 1
Coding region: 1-1299 (432 amino acids)
Biological process (GO): protein localization to cell surface; attachment of GPI anchor to protein
Cellular component (GO): GPI-anchor transamidase complex; membrane
Source: RefSeq, a predicted model, not a curated record
AUGGGUACUAAAGCUUCACUGCUUCCCACUGUUUUAGUGGUUGGUGGUCUUAUCCGACUUUUACCGCUAUUAUUUCCCCUGAUUCCGUACCAAUUGUCUUCAGUAGUGGAAAUCUCAACUCCCAUCAACUCAUACAAAUCAUUACAAGAAGCCUUCUACUACUUAAAACACGGCAUUAACUUAUAUGAUGGUGGGAUCAACCAUCAUCCGCCAUUGCUUGUGGUGUUAUUAAGUUAUGUACCAAAUUUCAGCAUUUUCUACGCAUUGGUUGAUGUUUACAUCUCCUACAGUCUUGUUAAGCUUCAUAGAUGGUAUCAAGAACAUAACUCAAUAAGAGAAAAACAGCAAUUGGUGGGGUUAGGAGAUAAUUUGAUUGCUGCUUUUUAUUUAUUCAACCCAUUGAUAUUAUUGACAUGUUAUUCUGGCUCCACACUUCCAUUGAGUUUCCUAUUCAUAGUAGAAGCCUUAGUUCAAGCUUGUAUUCAGCAAAAGGGUCCAAGAGCCGUCAUGAUGCUUUCAAUAGCUGCUUAUAUCUCCUAUAAUCCUGCUUUUUUGAUUUUUCCAUUGUUAGGGUUGAUUCAUGUUUCAGCAAGAAAGGCAGCUGUCAAUCUGAAAACCCCAUGGAACCCUAUCCAAGAAUACAUUGAAUCUUCAGGUAUAUACAUUGCAUCAUUGAGUUUACUCUUUUUAUGUUCCUUCGCUGUCACAGCAGGCACACAAUUUGUUGAUCAAUGUUACUGGACUGUGAUUUCCUUAUCUAAGAUUUCACCCAAUAUCGGAUUAUGGUGGUAUCUAUUCACAGAAAUGUUUGAAUUCUUCCGUACCUUUUAUAUUGGGAUCUUUAACAUUUAUGGGUUUAUAUUUUUGAUCCCAAUUACGUGGAGAUUAUUUGAAAGGAAAGACCCUUCAAAUAUUGCAACUGGUGAUUCCUUCUUAGCAUUUGUCCUUUGCUUUACCUGGAUUAACUAUAGCAAAUCCUAUCCAGUGGUUGGAGAUUUGGCUCAAGCUUUACUGUUCUUACCUUUCUUUUACACCACCUCAUUACCCCAUACUCGAUUUGUUUUCGUUCCAUUUUUAGUAUUCUUCGUGGCAUUGAUAUUAGCCCCAAUCUUUUACUACUGUUGGAUUGUGUUGGGAAAUGGGAACUCCAAUUUCUUCUACAGUUUGAAUUUGGUAUGGGGGAUAGGUUACGCACUCUUGCUAACAAAUGUGCUUUGGGGAAGACUAGUGAAAAAUUACCUAAAUACCAACAAGGUUACUCCAGAAAAACAUAGUCUGAUAAGGUUAACUCAAAUGUAA